UAACAUUCUAACCACUUGACAUUUAUCAACUCUGGACCAUGGUUACUCGUAAUCCAAGUUUCUUCUAUCAAUUAACUGUUUUCAUCACUUUUAUUUUGAUUUAUAAAAUUAACCAUUUACAAACUAAAAGUAUUGAUGUUAAUGAUGAACCAGUUUGUACUAGUGAAGUUUGUAAACGAAUUGCUCAAGACAUCAUUCAAAAAAUGGUCCAAACAAACGAUCCAUGCGCUGACUUUUACCUAUAUGCUUGUGGAAAUGUGGCGGCACAAACUGAGAAGAGUUAUUUUAAUAUAAUACAAAAUAUAACUGCCCAUCGUCUCAAAGAAAUUUUAGAAUCCACUUUAUCCACAAAAGACAAUUCUGCUCUAACAAAAGCAAAAAUACUCUACAAAACAUGCAUAGACGAAGAUACAAUCGAAAAAGAAGGCGUUUCUGGUCUUUCUAGACUAAUGGAUCAGUAUGGAGGUUGGCCGAUGACAAUGACUGAGUUUGAGUGGAACUUUAAAAAAAAGCCAUGGCAAGAAGUUGAUUCAGCUUUCAAAAAAUUGUCUGGUUUUUCACCUUUAUUUUCAUUAGCUGUUCAAGUUGACUUAAAAAAUUCCUCUGGACACAUCAUUUGGUUGAGUCCUACAUCAAUAGCCGCUACUGAAACUUUCUUCCCUAUAGAGCUUACAGAAGUAUCGACAGCUAAUGAUCUAUUUACGAAAGUACCUGCUGUUGAAAAUUAUAAAAAUGCAAUUAAAAAUGCAUCCAAAGUAAUUGCUAAAUAUCGAGGAUCACCACUAUCAGAAAAUACUUUAGAUGAAGAUGCUAAAAACGUUAUUUUAUUCGAAUGGCAAUUAAAAGCAAUUCAAUUAAAUAAAAAUAGUACAAAUCAAAAACAGGAUAUUAAUGAUCUUUAUUAUAAAACAUCAAUAGUUCAUUUCCAAAGGGCUUAUAAUUUAAUGUUUCCUCAAACGGAAAAUGCAAAGAUUGAUUGGUUACAUUUAAUGAAGAAUCAUUUAGCUGAUGUUCCUUACAUUCACCUUCAGGAAUCAGAAAUUAUAUCAGUGACAUCAAUUGAAUAUUUUUUACAAUUAUCGGGUCUCUUAGACAAGACAUCUUCUAGAGUUAUUGUAAAUACAAUUCAUUGGUGGCUUGUGAAGGCUCUUGGACGAUAUACAAACAAAGACAUGGUGACUAUACUCGAUCAAAUGUUGUCACCAUCAUCAAACCCUCGACAACCUACACCACGAUGGACGGAUUGUGUUUCUGCAAAUGAUAUGGCACAUGCUGUAGCACUUGCUUAUGUACAAAAAUAUUUUCCACCAAAAGCAAAAGAUGCGGCUAUUGAUAUGAUACAUGAAAUAAUUCACGAGAUGGAAAUUAAAGUGGAUAACAGUAAUUGGUUGGAUGGUUAUUCAAAACAAGGAGCCUUAAAAAAAUUAAAAUUUAUGAAAGAAUUUGUUGGAUAUCCUGACUGGUAUGAAAAUAGUGGAAAAAUCGAUGAGUUUUACCAAGAUUUUAAAGUUAGUCAGUCCUUUUUAAAUAAUACUUUAGAAGCAACAAAAUUCAAACUUAUAAAAACAUUAAAAUUAUUAAGAGAACCUGUAGACAAAAAACAAUGGGUUGCUAUUCCAACCGCAGUUAAUGCAUUUUAUUCUUAUCCUGGAAAUUCUUUAAUCAUACCCGCUGGAAUCUUGCAGAGCCCAUUCUUCGAAGAAGAACAACCAGAUGCUAUUAAUUAUGGAGGAAUAGGAACAAUUAUUGGACACGAGGUUUCUCAUGGAUUUGAUAACAUUGGUUGUCAAUUUGAUGAAGAAGGAAAUGUUCGCAAUUGGUGGACUAAUGCUACAAGGACUGAGUAUUUCAGUCGAGCUCAAUGUUUUAUUGAGAAAUUUUCCAACUAUUCUAUUGUAUACAAUAGUACAGCAUAUCGAGUAAAUCCAUUCAAUACUUUAUCGGAAAACAUUGCAGAUUCGGUAGGAAUGCAUGCAGUUUAUGAAGCUUUUCAAGUUCAAAAAACGAAAACGUUAAAAGCUAAAAUGAGACUGCCUGGUCUUGAAAAUCUUAGUAGUAAUCAACUUUUUUUCCUAUCCUACGCACAUACUUUCUGUUCACGUCCAAGGAUUGAUACAUUAAUUAAUCAAAUGAGACUUGAUCCUCAUAGUCCGGCAGCUUUUAGAAUAGUUGGAACUCUUUCUAAUAUGGAUAAAUUUGCAGAAGCUUACAAAUGUCCCAAAGGAACAAGAAUGAAUCCAAUUAAGAAAUGUAGCAUUUGGUGAAAAAAUGGAAUAGAUAAUUCGUUGAUUACAUAAAAUAAGAGAAUUUUCAAAUUUAUAGAUUAGAUAACAAUAAUAUAUUUAUUUUAAAAACAAUUUAAUAAUCACUAAAAUUCCCCUCCAUUAAUUUAACGGUCCGUUGAUUCUCCAAUGUUGAAUGUUCAAUUAUAUUAAUUGAGUAUGCCCUAAUAUAAAAUAUUAUGACGCACGAA
This is a messenger RNA of Chelonus insularis, 2473 nucleotides long. RefSeq names its product neprilysin-like. Gene Ontology annotation, biological process: protein processing. Gene Ontology annotation, cellular component: plasma membrane. Gene Ontology annotation, molecular function: metalloendopeptidase activity. The transcript has 15 exons. The record is from RefSeq and is a predicted model, not a curated record. NCBI's taxonomy places the organism in Eukaryota, Metazoa, Arthropoda, Insecta, Hymenoptera, Braconidae. The coding region runs from base 39 to 2264 and encodes 741 amino acids.